This is a messenger RNA of Parus major (Great Tit), 1258 nucleotides long. RefSeq names its product tRNA methyltransferase subunit 11-2 (gene TRMT112). Gene Ontology annotation, molecular function: protein heterodimerization activity. Gene Ontology annotation, biological process: peptidyl-glutamine methylation; tRNA methylation; rRNA (guanine-N7)-methylation. The record is from RefSeq and is a predicted model, not a curated record. The coding region runs from base 71 to 547 and encodes 158 amino acids. The transcript is spliced from 3 exons. NCBI's taxonomy places the organism in Eukaryota, Metazoa, Chordata, Aves, Passeriformes, Paridae.
GAGGCCCCGCCCCGUUGCCACGGUAACCGCUUCUUCCCGGAAGUGACGCACCGGAAGCGGAAGCGUCGCCAUGAAGCUGCUGACCCACAACCUGCUGAGCUCUCACGUGCCGGGGCUGCGGCCCGGGGGCGGCUUCCCCCUGCGGAUCGAGGUGGGCACCGGGACAGCCCCGGGACACCCCCGGGACACCGGGAGGGGACAGCGCGGCUCCCCCGGGCCCCGGAACGGCCCCGCCGCCUUCCCCGCUCCCGGUGCCACCGUUCCCCCCGUUCCCCCGGGGUUCCUCUCCCGUUCCCCCCGGGGUUCGGGGCUCCUCCCCUUGAGCUCCCCCGGGAAUUUUCCCCCGUUAAAGCCCCGGCACCCCUCGGAGCUGCCCCCCGAGCCCCUCCCCAAUUACGAGGGCGACGAGGAAUUCCUGCGCCGCGUCCACCACGUCCUGCUCGAGGUGGAGGUGCUCGAGGGCUCCCUGCAGUGCCCGGACUCGGGGCGUCGCUUCCCCAUCUCCAAGGGGGUCCCCAACCUCCUCCUGAGCGAGGACGAGGCCUGAGGAGGGGUCGGGACCCCCAAAUUCACCCCCAAAAUGGGGUUCAGCCCCUCCCCCCCCCGGACAGGAUUGUGGGGAGCGCGGGAAAACCCCAAAUUCCCGCGGUUCUGCCCCAAAAACGGGCCCCAAUUCCGCCCGCGCCGCUUUAAAUCCGAGAGGGGCGUGGCCUCAUCGACCUCAUUUGCAUAUGGGCGUGGUCAAAGCGCCCCUCCUUUAUGCAAAUUAGGAAAGUGCUUGUUUGCAUUUUAGGCGGGAGUUUGUUUUAUUUGCAUAAUGGGCGGGAAAAUCCUUUUUUUUUCCUCCCAAAUUCGCCGUUUUUCUCCCUAAAUUUUUCCUUCCUUCCCAAAUUUCUCGGUUUUGCCCCAAAUCCUUUUAUUUUCCCUAAUUUUCACCAUUUUUUUCCCCCCAAGUCCCUCUUUUUAUCUCAAAAUCCUCCGGUUUUGCCCUCAAAUUCCUCUCCUUUCUCCUCAUUCCCUCCUUUGUGCCCCCAAACUUGGAUUUUGUCCCAAAAUCUUAAAUUUUUCCCCAUUUUUUUGCCCCCAAAUCCUUCCUUUCUUCUCCAAAACUCCCUUUUUUCCCCCAACUCCGUCUCUUUUCCCGCUGCUUUCCCGGGGUUUCCCUUCCCGACCUUCUGACCCGUUACAUUUUCAACAUUUCCCAUGGAUUUAAUAAAAAUUCCCCAUUUUUUGGGCUCGAUUUUGGGCCGGAAUCGCC